Molecule: messenger RNA, 438 nt
Organism: Truncatella angustata
Lineage: Eukaryota; Fungi; Ascomycota; Sordariomycetes; Amphisphaeriales; Sporocadaceae
Exons: 1
Coding region: 110-436 (108 amino acids)
Source: RefSeq, a predicted model, not a curated record
CCUCACCCCGUCCUCGACAGCAAUCCUUUCGGAAGGGUUGUAUGUACUCGCAAACUUCGUACUCGGUGGACCUGUGACCUGUGGUACAGUCUUCGAGGUCUCAUUAGCUAUGAAUGGGCCAGAACUCUUGCGAUUGCGUCGACCUGGGUCUAGUUCUGGUCUCGAGCGCCCCGGUAACCCCGGUAAUAUAUCCCAUGUGCCUUCGUAUAGUCCCUUGGCCACGGCAGACCCACCAACUUGGUCGACCCAUGUAGUCCAAGGUGUCAGUUCGCGACCAGACACCUGGGUGCCCGGCUUGACGACUCCUGUACCGUCACCAAAUUUGUCAAGCAGUUGCGCUGCCGCCGCGCGGCUACCGGCGUCCCAGACGACGGCUUCCCUGACUCCUCGCAAGUCCAGGGUGCCUUUCUCGAAGACCGUAGUUGCGAUGUCAUAGAG